Molecule: messenger RNA, 1125 nt
Organism: Adineta steineri
Lineage: Eukaryota; Metazoa; Rotifera; Eurotatoria; Adinetida; Adinetidae
Source: the annotation of a GenBank genome assembly
AUGACAACACAAUCGUCAGACUUGGUGUUUCGUAUUUAUUCUAUGCACAAUUAUGAACAACAUGUUACCGAAAUGAAUGAUUUAUUUCAACGAUGUGAAUCCACUAAUUAUAAGUCAGUAACGAUGGGUGAUAACAAUAAAUUACCCAUUGUAUUUCAUUGUGAAUCUAUCGAUUACCUUCGUUGCAUGAAACAAUAUCCCGAAUCGUACUGUUAUACAUUGAUAAACCCAAAAGAUGGUUGUGUUGUUGCUAUUGUGGCUCUUCAUAUAAAAUUUGUAUAUUUUGGAUCGUCUUUGGUGACUGUUACAUUUAGUCGUUUAGCUCGCGUUGAUCCAGCUCAACGACGACAAAACCUUUCAAUAAAUCUUAUGAUGCAAGUGAGCCAAACUGUUAUUGAUCAUGGUUCAGACUAUAUAACAGGCUACACAACAUAUACCAAUGUUCCAUCAUUAGGUCUACAACAACGUUUGUACGGUUCAUUCUCAAAUACACUUAGUCAGCUCAAUCAUUUUAUCCUUUCAACAGGAACUACUUCCGAAACAAUUAAAUUACAUAAACUUAGCGUCGAAGAAACAGAACGUCUUUGGAUGGUUGAUAUGAUUGAUUGGGUUCAGCGUCCCUCACUAUCAGAUUUACACCGUAUCAUACAUAUGAAUGAAUAUAUAGGUAUUUUCGCUGUUGGAGAUUUCUCGUCAGGACGAUAUGCAGCAGCAAUGAUAUGGGAACCAUUAACUGUGAUGCUUUGUGACGAUCGAUCUAGUACAAACAAUGCAUAUCGUGGUCGAUUCCGUUUAGCACUAAACUUUUUCCAAUCAUCCAGCUCACUACCAUCGAUUACAGUUCAUGAAAGAGAACAUCUCAUAUCUGCACUCAGCAAUGCAGCAGCCAAUGAUAAAAUUCCAUUCCUGAUAUGUGACAUUGAGGAGUCAUCACCAUUUACAUCGUUAGUACAACAGAAAGCUCUAGCUGUGACAACAGCGAAUAUAUCUCGAGUUCCUUUGACGAAACGAUUUGCAGAUAUGGCCGAUCAAUUUACUAAUUCACCCAUUUGGUUCGAUCCACGUGAUUUUGGUAGUCUACUGUAUUUUAAACCUCUCUCGAAAGAAUUACAGUCACAAUUAUGA